AUGAUGGACUCUGAGAAGCUGCCUGCUGUAGGCGCCCUUUCGCGGCAGCUGCAAGCGCUGUCUGGCAGCGGUUGGACCAAUGUUCAGACCCCGGUGCGGCAAGGGUUUGAAGCGGUCGAAACGACGGCGCAUGGCCUCGCCGACCAGCUGGCGGCAUCUAGAAGCGAGUUGAGGCGGCUUGAAGCGCGUCUCGUGGGCAUGGAAGACAUGCUCUCUCGACGUAUGGACAGCCACGCUAGGAGCACAAGGGAGGAAGUGGAUGUCUUGAGGUCUGCUCUUGACCGUGUUCCGAGGCUUGGGGAUUUGCAGUCGACGGCGAGCGAGGCUUGCAGGACGCUAGAGUCGGAGGUGACUAAGAGGACGCGAGAGCUGGAGCUGUCUGUGGCGGAGGUUCGCGAGGAGAGCAGGAAGGGGGUGGAAGCCGCGCGGCAGGCGGCGGCGGGAAAGGCGGGGCUCUCGGACCUGGAGGCUGCCACUCGAACGGACUUACAAGACUUGGAGAACCGCUUGGCGAGAAUGGCAGACAGAGAAGCGCUCGACGGCGACCUGGCCACCAAGGUGUCUUGGGUGGACUUUGAGCGGCUCCUUCGCGACAAGGCGGACGCCAGCGCGCUGUCAGAGCUGGAUGCCAACUGCGCCACUUCUGCGGCAUUGGAGAGGGUGGAGAUCGGCCUGACGAGGGCUGCGGGUAUGGAAGAGGUUCGAGCUUUCGUGGAGAAGCAAACAGGGGACGUGCAAGCCAUGUCCCCGGCCCUGGAGCGCCUUCUCACGGCGAGAGCUCGCGAGGAGAGAGAGGCGGCGGAGAGGAGCCCCGCCUCACCAGUGACGCGGGGCGAGCUCCCGGGCCUAGUUCGGGCAUGCCUUCGCGGUCUCAGAGACGGCCGCGAUGGCGGCGGAGGGGAGGAUGACGGUUUUUCCCCUUCGGGGAUCUCCGCCUCGCAGGUUCAGGCGGCGGUGUCGGCGGGCCGAGAGAGCACACUCCGCACGGUGGAGGCGCAGCUUGCGCGUGCUCGCGGCGCCCAGCAAGAGGAAUUACUCUCUCAGGUGAAACGGCUGCGGCUGGAGCUGGACGAGAGCGUCAGCCGCGUUCGGGCACGAGCGGAGGGGCUCGGCAAGGGCUUGGACCAGGCCAAGGAAGAGCUCGUGUCCCUCCUCAACGCCAAGGCGUACAAGGCAGACGUGUCCCUGUUGCUUCAGGGGAAGGCGGACAGCAAGGACUUGCACAGCCUCGCAGCUCUCGUCCAGACCAAGGUGGACGGAUCAGAUCACCGCGAAACCUCUGCGAGAACGGUUCACUCGCUGACGGCACUUUCCGGCGAGGUUUGCGGGCUAAGGGGGGAGCUGAGGCUUGACGUUGAAAGGCUCUCCAGCCGUCUCUUGGCCAAGGCCGAUUCUGACGACCUGAUAGCGGUAAAGAAGACCGUCACCGGGGCGGCGGCGGCAGCGGUCGAAGCGGCGACAGCAUCAGCGAAGGCCACGGCCGCAGCAACGAUAGCGACUGGCGGGGCCUCCCCGGACCUCAUGGCCUCGACGUCGUCACCUCCUCCAGCCAACCUCGGUAACGCGUCGUCGCUCCUUCGGCCUAGGAACGGCGACCGGAACGGCGACCGGAACGGCGGUGGUGAGGCCGGCGGCGACGGCAGGGGUGGCGGCGGCGAUCAUCCUUCCACCUCUCACUCCCAAGGAGCAGUCGGCGCUGUUCAGUAUGGUAGCGGCAAGGAACGGGGGGCCGAUUCACUGCCGAGUCGGGGAGGGGGCGGUCUGAGCAGGGAGGAGGCCAGGCUGCUGAUCAGGGCAGAGCUGAAGCGCGCGGGCAUCUCAGACAAGAUAACCCGCGAAGAGGCUUCCGUACAAGCGGAAGAGUGCGCCGCUAGAGCGCUGGCUUCGGCUACCACAACCGCGGACGGGCUGGACCGGCGCAUUAGCAACAUAAACCACCGGCUCCAGAGGUCGACGGUGGCGGUAAGCCAGCCGCACGUAGAGCGUCUCUUUGCCGCGCAGUCCAACCUCGAGCUGAGGGUGGCCCGAUCCCUCAGUCUCGGACGCUGGCUCUGGCGAGGCGUCAAUUUUUCGGCGGCGUACGCGGCCGCGGUAGCAGCGGCAACUGGGAACAGCGUGGGAAACAACGGCGCCGGCAUCACCGGCGACGGUGGAGGCCUCUCUUCGGCUGGGAUCCCGCUUCCCGGCGGUUCCCAGGUGGACGGCGCUGGUGGUGGUGGCGGUGGCGGCGGCGGCGGCGGCGGCCGCGGUGGCGGGAUAUGGGUGCCGUGGGAGGCGGAGGCGGCGAACGCGUCCCCCGAGCGCUUGAAGUGGACACCCGGAUGUGCAAGCGUGACCGCCGUGGUGCCGGGACUGUACCUCCUCUCCUGCGGCUUCUUUUCUCAGAUCCCCUUCGUGGCGACGCCCCGUCCCAACGCCGCUCCGCACCGCUUCUACGCCCAGGUAUACCUGAACGGGGACCCCGUCUACAGCUUUUCCUCACGCCGGAGGGAGCCCUUGGCAGCGGCGUCUGGAGAACAUGAUGAUGCUCACAAACCGGUCUCCGCCGUCGCCCGCCCCCCCGCCGACGGCAAAGAAGCUUAUGGGGAUCCGACCCGUUGCCGGUACAAGCACCCGGCGGGAGAAGUGCUGGCGAGUUCUGCUCGGGAGUACUUGGCGUGCCCCGCGGGCGGGGUGGUGUCCGUCAAGUUCGAGAUAUUCGUCGGCGAAAUCAGCGAUGGAAGGCCAAGGUCUGGGGUUCUUGGAGGACACGGGCGCGUCGUUCGUGAUCGUGUUGUAGCGGCUGGGAUCGGGGAGGCGCCGAAAGAAGGCCCGCAUGGAGGUGCCUGUUGUCAUGGAAGGUCGGGGGAACCGGCGGGGGGGGGGUGCUUGGAAGACUUUCCUCGGCCCCAGGGGUUCCUGGAGAUACAAAAACUGUGA
Ectocarpus siliculosus is the source of this 2919-nucleotide messenger RNA. NCBI's taxonomy places the organism in Eukaryota, Phaeophyceae, Ectocarpales, Ectocarpaceae. The record is from the annotation of a GenBank genome assembly.